AUGUCUACCAAGGCUAUCCGCGAGUAUGACGCUAAGCGUCUGGUCAACUACUGGCUCACUCGCUCCCCCACCCCAAUCCCCACCGUGACCGAGUCGACCGCCGCCCCCGUGCGCGUCGCUCAGGUCGAGUGGGAUGACGAGUCGUCCUCGCUCCAGCCCACCAUCAAGCCCGGUGCCGGCCUCCCCGAGUUCGUCUUCACCGAGCCCAAGCUCGUCGGCAAGCCCGACCAGCUCAUCAAGCGCCGUGGCAAGGCCGGCCUCCUCUCCAUCGGCAAGGACUGGCAGACCACUGGCGACUGGAUCGCCCAGCGCGCCGGCAAGCCCGUGACCGUCGAGACUACCACCGGUACGCUCAAGACGUUCAUCAUCGAGCCCUUCCUCCCCCACACUCAGGACACCGAGUACUACGUUUGCAUCAACUCGCUCCGUGACGGUGACUGGAUCUACUUCACCCACGAGGGUGGUGUCGACGUCGGAGACGUCGACGCCAAGGCUCUCAAGCUCUUCCUUCCCGUCGGCAAGCCCUUCCCCGCCCGUGAGGAGGUGAUCAAGACGCUCCUCCCCAAUGUUCCCGAGAACAAGAAGGACGUCCUCUGUGACUUCAUUAUCCGCCUCUACGGUGUCUACGUCGACCUCCACUUUGCCUACCUCGAGAUCAACCCCCUCGUCUGCCUCGACCCCGUCGACGGCAAGCCCGCCGAGAUCCACUACCUCGACAUGGCCGCCAAGCUCGACCAGACCGCCGACUUCCUUUGUGGCCCCAAGUGGGCCAUUGCCCGUGAUGACUCGACCCCUGCUGCGGCGGGCAAGGGCCCCAUCAAGGCCGACCGUGGUCCCCCCAUGGUUUGGCCCGCGCCCUUUGGUCGUGACCUCACCAAGGAGGAGGCCUACAUCCAGAAGCUCGACGCUUCGACUGGUGCUUCGCUCAAGCUCACUGUCCUCAACCAGCACGGCUCCGUCUGGACCAUGGUUGCCGGUGGUGGUGCUUCCGUUGUCUACUCGGACGCCAUCGCCGCUGCUGGCUUUGCCCACGAGCUCGCCAACUAUGGCGAGUACUCGGGUGCCCCCACCGAGGGCCAGACCUACGAGUACGCCAAGACCAUCCUCGACCUCAUGACCAGAGGCGAGGCCCUCAAGGGCGGCAAGGUCCUCAUCGUCGGCGGCGGUGCCGCCAACUUCUCGGAUGUUGCCGCCACCUUCAAGGGUAUCAUCCGUGCCCUCAAGGAGCACAAGGAGGGCCUCAUCCGCCACGACGUCAAGAUCUGGGUCCGUCGUGCCGGCCCCAACUACCAGGAGGGCCUCAAGGCUAUGCGCCUCUGUGGCGAGUCUCUCGGGGUUCCCAUUCACGUUUACGGCCCCGAGGCUCCCAUCACCGCCAUCGUCCCCAUGGCGCUUGGCGUCAACAAGGACAGGGACCUCUCGCGCUCGACCUCGUCGGCCUCGAUCGCGGCCGCCGUUGAGAACGCAACCAACGGCGGUUCUGCCAAGCGCGCAACUGCCAAGAACCAGGAGCGCGCCGUCAUCGGUGAGAUCAAGUCGGACGGCUCGCGCGAGCAGCCGGGCGACCAGAUCGUCCACUUUGAGAGUGAGCCGAUGCACAAGCGCCCCUGGUUCCGCCCCUUCGACGCGGCGACCCGGUCGUUCGUCUUCGGCCUCCAGCCCCGUGCCAUCCAGGGCAUGCUCGACUUUGACUACUCGUGUGGCCGCAAGACCCCCUCGGUCGCCGCCAUGAUCUACCCCUUCGGUGGCCACCACAUCCAGAAGUUCUACUGGGGCACCAAGGAGACUCUUCUUCCCGUCUACUCCACCGUGGGCGAGGCCAUCAAGAAGCACUCGGACGUCGACGUCGUUGUCAACUUUGCCUCGUCGCGCUCGGUCUACACCUCGACCCUCGACAUCCUCUCGUACCCCCAGAUCAAGUCGAUUGGCAUUAUUGCUGAGGGUGUCCCCGAGCGCCACGCUCGUGAGAUCCUCCACCUCGCCGAGGAGAAGAAGGUCAUCAUCAUCGGCCCUGCCACCGUUGGUGGCAUCAAGCCCGGUUGCUUCCGUAUCGGCAACACUGGUGGUAUGAUGGACAACCUCCUUGCCUGCAAGCUCUACCGCGCCGGCUCGGUCGGCUACGUCUCCAAGUCGGGUGGUAUGUCGAACGAGCUCAACAACAUCCUCUCGCAGACCACCGACGGCGUCUACGAGGGUAUUGCCAUUGGUGGUGACCGCUACCCCGGCACCUCGUUCAUCGACCACAUCCUCCGCUACGAGGCCGACCCCGAGUGCAAGCUCAUCCUCCUCCUGGGUGAGGUGGGUGGUACUGAGGAGUACCGCGUCAUCGAGGCCGUCAAGUCUGGCAAGAUCACCAAGCCCAUUGUCGCCUGGGCCAUUGGUACCUGCGCCAAGAUGUUCACCUCGGAGGUCCAGUUCGGCCACGCCGGUUCCAUGGCCAACUCGGACAUGGAGACUGCCGACGCCAAGAACCUCGCCAUGCGUGCCGCUGGCUUCCUCGUUCCCGACACCUUUGAGGACCUCCCUGACCUCCUCAAGAAUGUCUACGACAAGAUGGUCUCGACUGGCGCCAUCAAGCCCACGCCCGAGCAGGAGCCUCCUGCCAUCCCCAUGGACUACCAGUGGGCGUCCAAGCUCGGCCUCAUCCGCAAGCCUGCUGCCUUCAUCUCGACCAUCUCGGACGAGCGUGGCCAGGAGCUCAUGUACGCCGGCAUGCGCAUCUCGGACGUCUUCAAGGAGGACAUUGGUAUUGGUGGUGUCAUCUCGCUCCUCUGGUUCAAGCGCCGUCUCCCGACCUACGCGUGCAAGUUCAUCGAGAUGGUCCUCCAGCUCACGGCCGACCACGGCCCGGCUGUCUCGGGUGCCAUGAACACCAUCAUCACAGCCCGUGCCGGCAAGGACCUCAUCUCGUCGCUCGUCGCCGGUCUCCUCACCAUCGGUGACCGCUUCGGCGGUGCCCUUGACGGUGCCGCUUCCGAGUUCUCGCGCGGUGUCGCCUCGGGCCACACCCCUCGCGAGUUUGUCGACUCUAUGCGCAAGGCCAACAAGCUCAUCCCCGGUAUUGGCCACAAGAUCAAGUCCAAGACCAACCCCGACCUCCGUGUCGUCCUUGUCGUCGACUACGUCAAGAAGCACUUCCCUUCGCACAAGACUCUUGACUUUGCCCUCGCUGUCGAGGACGUCACGACCCAAAAGUCCAACACCCUUAUCCUCAACGUUGACGGCGCCAUCGCCGCCUCGUUCUGCGACCUGCUCAGCGGCUGCGGUGCCUUCACCGAGGAGGAGGCCACCGAGUACCUCAAGAGCGGCACGCUCAACGGCCUGUUCGUUCUUGGCCGCUCGAUGGGCUUCAUCGGUCACUACCUUGACCAGCGCAUGCUCAAGCAGCCCCUCUACCGCCACCCGGCCGACGACAUCUUCAUCAACAUGGAGUCGCGCGUCCUCGCUGGCGUUUAA
Messenger RNA from Cutaneotrichosporon cavernicola, 3456 nucleotides. RefSeq lists its product as uncharacterized. The record is from RefSeq and is a predicted model, not a curated record. Gene Ontology annotation, molecular function: ATP citrate synthase activity. NCBI's taxonomy places the organism in Eukaryota, Fungi, Basidiomycota, Tremellomycetes, Trichosporonales, Trichosporonaceae. The coding region runs from base 1 to 3456 and encodes 1151 amino acids. Gene Ontology annotation, biological process: fatty acid biosynthetic process; tricarboxylic acid cycle; acetyl-CoA biosynthetic process. The transcript is spliced from 2 exons. Gene Ontology annotation, cellular component: cytosol.